Molecule: messenger RNA, 1381 nt
Organism: Ruditapes philippinarum (Manila clam)
Lineage: Eukaryota; Metazoa; Mollusca; Bivalvia; Venerida; Veneridae
Product: somatostatin receptor type 1-like
Exons: 1
Coding region: 16-936 (306 amino acids)
Biological process (GO): G protein-coupled receptor signaling pathway
Cellular component (GO): membrane
Molecular function (GO): G protein-coupled receptor activity
Source: RefSeq, a predicted model, not a curated record
UUAAGAAUUACUCGUAUGAUUGUGUAUACAUCUGUGUCGCUGGCAUCAUAUUUUGGAAAUAUUCUAAUUCUCGUUAGCUUAAGAAAAUUUUCAGACUUUUUGAAAGGAACACCUUACAUCCUAUUAGGGAAUUUAGCUGUAGCAGAUUUACUUCUAGCUAUUGGACUUACCUUUCAAAUUAUCAGAAUUAUAUUUCAACCAUUUGAUGGUGAGAUAUUGGUCUGUGCAAUAAACACGUGUUUUAUUGGAGCAUCCAUUGCAGCCUCUGGGUUAUUGUUAAUGUUUAUAUCUUUGGACAGAUUCUGUGCAAUUGUGUUCCCAAUGAAACAUUUAAUUCAUUCAACGAAAGUGAAAUGUAGACGAAUAAAACUUGUGCUUGUAUGGGUUAUAUCGGUGACCUUUAUCUUCACUAUGAGACUCUCUAAUCUGAAACGAUCAGAAAUUAGUACAUGUGAUCAAUGUGAGACGACACCAAAAGAGGUGUCGCUUAUUACAGCAGUUUUUAUGACUCUACAAUUUAUCAUGAAUAUUGUUAUGUGCUUAAUUGUUAAACAGAGACUUAAAUCAAAUACCAUGUCAAACCAAAAGUAUCAGAAAGCUAUGGUAAAAUGUGGCCUGCUGAUACGGGUGUAUAUCGUUUUUGCGUUGUGUUGGACACCAUAUGUUGUGACAGUUAUAGCAAUGGCGGCAUCAAAAGAUAAAGACAAGUAUGCAGAUGCACGAUCAUAUACCAUUAUUCCCGGUCUCAUGAAUUCGUCGAUGAAUUGGAUAAUCUAUGGCCUUUCAAAUAAAAAACUUCGAGAUUCUUUCAAACAUGUUUUACUUUGUAAAAAUCAAAGACAGAUGCUUUCAUCGAAAUAUAUCAGGACAAAAGUUAAAAUUGAAAAUGAUAAUUGUUCCGCUGCAAUUCCACCCUAUGAAGACUCGAGCACAUGAGGAAGUUUGGACCACUGUAAAAUUUGAAUAUUAUUUUUAAUAACCUAUAUACUAUAUAAAGGACGCUGUGUGAGGAAUUAAACUUAACAUAUGGAAGCUAGCUUAUAUGAAUAUGAAAAUGUCUAUUUAGCUCAUAAGGGUGCUUUCCAGUACUCAUGUGCAGCGCUGAAUUAUGUCAAAGUUGCAAAGUAGCUCUCACAUUUUUGUUUCACAUUGAAUGUUGUGGGAUUUCUAAAUGAUUUAUCCUGAUACAAAGUGCUGUCUAGCUUAUGUUUUAAGUAAAUUUAGAAGUAUUCAAAUUCACUUAACCAUGCAGAAAGGAGGGGUGUCUGUGGCCGAGUUGUUGAGGUGGUUUGCCUUUCUACAUAAAUAAAUCUGUACAUCGCCUUUUGACAGUUACAGUGUUGAUAACACGUUGAAUAAAAAAACCCUCAAUUUAAUAUAA